Messenger RNA from Striga asiatica, 435 nucleotides. The record is from the annotation of a GenBank genome assembly. Lineage: Eukaryota; Viridiplantae; Streptophyta; Magnoliopsida; Lamiales; Orobanchaceae.
AUGGGAAGCCAAAGCAAAAUUAACCUCACCAAACCACAUUACAACAUCUCUAUGUCAAAAAGAACAAGAAAAUCCCAUCUAAACCUCAAAAUUGAGCCCAGAGAGUGCUUUGAGGAGAAUAAUAAUGGUUUUGAGAAGAAUAUCAUCGAUAAAGAUUGCUUUUUGAAAAAUGUUACCCAACAAGAGAAAAUCAGCUUGAAGCAACUCAUCGAAGGACGAUGCACGCUUGCUCAACACUUCAGAGACGACGGAGAAAAUCAGAUGGUGACUGGAAAAUAUUCAGAUGCAGAUGGAUUUCAAGAAAAUAAGUCGAAAAAGAUCACGAGAAAACAUGUUCGAUUAUUGAGCCGUUUGGUUAAGGUAACUCAAGAAGGCUAUUUUGGGUCAUGGAGAAAAGCUGCACCACUAUCUCUUAAACUUACUAAGCACAAAUGA